AUGCCUCAGACGACGCUGGACGAUUGGGCGCAGGACACUGUGAACCCAGAAGUUCGCGCUCACGUCUCCAGUCUAAUUUCUGCUCUCGGUGGUAUUGGUGAUGAUGGCACGUAUGCACUCGGACACGACGCCCUGCUGUGUCUCAAGGACCUACGGAAAUGGCUAAAGUUUGCCGACGGGCAGUACAAUCGACGCGAUGUUGCACGAUGCAUGGCCGAAGCAAACCUCGUAAAGGGCGACUUACUAGAGAUACUUGCCAAGAUAUCACCGACUGUAACAGAAAGCGCGUGGAAACACAAGAUUGCAGUUGCGACAUUGGAACUGCUUGUGCCUUUGACAUGGCCCAACGAAAUCGACCCAACCGAAGCGACCGUAAACCACCAUCGACAUGGCCCCUACAUCGGGCUCGCCCAGAUUGGAUACAAGCGCGCUAUCCUGCAAUUCGACCGAGACAGAAUCCUCCAGACAGCCGUCAAGACUGCACUUCCUUCAAUGGCAGUACCCCUCCGCGAACGAACACCACGAGAUGAAGGCAUCAUCCGGAUCGCGCUAUAUUUCAUACGCAAUAUUGCCAUGCUUGCACCGCCCAACGAUGCACAUAUGGACACUGACGAAGCCGAAGUCUCUCGAUCUGCAACGAUUGAUACUUUCCAAGAACAGGAUCUAUUCCAGGUCAUUCUGAGUAUCGCCUCCAGCAUUGGAGAGGACUUUGUCACACAAGAUGUUGUCAUACUGGAAAUCUUGUUCUUCCUAUUAAAGGGUAUCGAUGCUGAGAAACUCUUCAUGGAAGACAAGAAGCUCAAUGCCAAAAAUACAGAUGAGCUCAAGGACUUGAUGCAAAAAGAGAAGGCUAUGCUCGCAGGCUAUGCUCGGCAUGCACCAACCCGGCACAACCGAUUCGGAACAAUGAUAUGGAUGAAGCGGGAUGACGAAAAGGUCACGACUAUAUCUGGGCAGGAUGUGCUAGGAAAGGCGCAGGCUAGCAUGGACAAGAUGGAUGCUACGAAGAAGUGGAACAAACCUCGACAAGGAAGGCGCAAGCAGGAUGGUAGCGAAGAGAGAGAGGAGUUCGACCUGCCGGUGUCGCUGACGUCUUCUGCACGGAAACAUAUCAAAGCCUUUGUUGAAGAGUUUCUCGACUCAUCUUUCAAUCCUCUAUUCCUGCAUUUACGGAAAGCUAUCGAGCGCGAGACUGAACGUGUGGAAACACGGCAUUCUAGACAGUACUUCUAUCUCGUAUCGUGGUUCCUGAGAGCAGAGUGCGCGCGGCGGCGGACUAUGAAGGAGAGGGCCGCAGACCCCAAGAGCCCAGAAGUUCUGUCUGCUGAGGAUGAGAGCUACGGGCUAGUAGCCGAAGUCAUGAACCAGGAGACGUUCAUUCUACUCAACCGCUUCAUGCAAAAGAGUCAAGACGAGAAGGCAUGGCGAGAUCUGAACGCCGGACUGAAGUGUUUUACCCAGAUCUUGCUCACCGUGCACGAAAUGUCCGAGUCGGCACUUGAAGAGGACCAAGAGAUUGCUGAGAACAUACAGAACCGUAUCUUCUACGAAGAGUCAACACAUGAUAGAAUAGUCAUGAUUCUAAGGUCAUACAAGGAUCAAGGCUUUGGCUAUCUCGAUGCGGUCACUGAGCUUUCUCAUGUCUUUUUGCGGAUGCUUGAGCGCUAUGCAAAGCAGAACGUGGAUAUGCAGAUCCGCUCGAAGCGACGAGCUCGAAAGAUCAAGAAAAAGAAAGCUGAAAAGCAGGGCGGAGACGGAGAGGAAGAGGGCAACGCUUCCGAGACUGAAGACCUUCAGCAGGCACAGAAGACGGUUUCAGAACGCAAGUUCGAUUUCACGAGAUUUGCUGCAAAGUUUGUCAACCAAGCCAGUGUCAACACUUUCGUGGCGUUUGCCAAGUAUUUCAACGAUCUGGAUACCGAACAACUGAAGCGCGCGCAUCGCUUCUUCCACCGCGUAGCUUUCAAGAUGGAGCUUGGUGUUCUAUUGUGCCGGGUGGACAUCCUGCAGCUAUUCAAUAAGAUGAUGAAGGGUCCAGGCGGCCUGGACCCCGAGUCUCCUGCAUACAGGGAGUGGGAUGACUUUAUCAAACACUUCUUUAGGCAAGUCGUAAAGAGAGUACAGGAGAGACCGGAGCUGGUAGUAGAGAUGCUGUUCAGCAAGAUCCCUGCAACCAUCUUCUUCCUUGAACACGGCUUCGAUAAGGAGGUAAACACCCGAGCGCCACGAGCGCCAGCAGAGCUAGAAGUCAAACCUGGUAUGGAGCUACCGGAUCAGAUUGGUGUCGCUGUUGGUGUUCUUGUAAACCAGUCAAAGUCGGACCACCUCCGCUGGGUACGAGACGUACUCACAUCAGCAGCUGAAGAGCGCAAGGCAUGGGAAGAGGCAGCCGAAGCACAAAAGGCUCUAGUGACUGACGCAGAAGAGCGUCCAGAGGGCGAGACGGUCGCCGAACCAGAUGCCGAAACGUCGAAGCCACCAUCUAUUUUCAUCAAGCACGACACCGAAGAGCGCCGUAUAGCGAUGUUCAAAGACAACAAGCUACGACUACUUAUGAAUUUAGUCGGCUUUGAGAGACUAGGAGAACACCAUGACCCGGACGCUGCAUGGAUUAUUCCUUCAUCGCUCACGUCAACAAAACUACAAGAAGCCAUCGAUCUCAUUCGCAAGUUUGAGUUCGACCCGCCGACAUACGAAGACGGUAAAGCACCAGAGGAUAUGCUCCGCAGCAAAGCCGCAGCAGCUCGUCGGUCUACCCGCCGGGCCGAAUUCGACGAUGACUCUGAUGGCAUAGAUCGCGAUCUGGAAGAUGAGGAUCACGGAGAAUACGCCAAAGGCGGACCGACUACGCGUGACGCAGACACUGAUGUUCCUCGCAAAACACUGAAGCGACGGCGCCGACAGAAGACUCCCGUCGAGCUCGAUGAAGAAGAACAAGACCGCCGAGCCGAAGCACGUCGCAAGAAGGAAAUCGAGAAACAAGCUAAAGCGUUGAGUACGAUGUAUGUCCAUGACUCCGAUGAUGAGGACUGGGACGCUGAGAAGGAUGCCGCCUUCUUUGCAAGAGAGCAGGCGAUUCGUGAAGAGAAUCUGAAAGUGUUCAAAAAGUCUCUGGUGUUGGGGACCGUGGAGCCGGCUGUUAGUGUGGGGAAGAAGAGGAAGGCUGAUGCGACGAUUAAGAAAAGUAAGAGGAGUAAGAAGAAAGCGCUGUUUGAGGAUAGUGAUGAUGAUAUGGAGGAUGCAGAGAGUAGCCAAGCUGCAUCUAUGACUGAGGAUAAUCAAGACGAGGAUGAUGUCGGAGAGGGAACGACAGAUACACCGCUUUCGAGUCAGAAUGCCAAUGCUAUGACGGCAGAGAGCGAUACGGAUACGCCUAGGAAACCAGCGAGUAGUUCAGCUAAGGCUAUGGAUACUGCAAUGGCAGAGACAGAUACGGAUGACGAUGAGGAUGAUGCACCCGUGGCGCGAAGAGCAGCGCCACGAAAUACAAGGGCAGGGUUUGUCAUUGACAGUGACUCGGAGUAA
Molecule: messenger RNA, 3525 nt
Organism: Alternaria burnsii
Lineage: Eukaryota; Fungi; Ascomycota; Dothideomycetes; Pleosporales; Pleosporaceae
Product: drug resistance protein
Exons: 4
Coding region: 1-3525 (1174 amino acids)
Biological process (GO): DNA repair; replication fork arrest; DNA replication checkpoint signaling
Cellular component (GO): replication fork protection complex
Molecular function (GO): DNA binding
Source: RefSeq, a predicted model, not a curated record